Messenger RNA from Hirsutella rhossiliensis, 690 nucleotides. RefSeq lists its product as uncharacterized. The transcript has a single exon. The record is from RefSeq and is a predicted model, not a curated record. The coding region runs from base 1 to 690 and encodes 229 amino acids. Lineage: Eukaryota; Fungi; Ascomycota; Sordariomycetes; Hypocreales; Ophiocordycipitaceae.
AUGCUUGACUCAGGUGCCACCGGAAAGGGGUUUAUAGACGAAUCCUUCGCGCACACCAACAAACUCACGCUUUAUGAAUUACGAAACCGUCGCCGGCUGAACGUAGUCGAUGGAAGACCCUCCUCGGCUGGCGACAUCACUCAUGUGGUGAAGCUCAACAUGGACAUCAAGGGACACAAGGAGAAGAUGCUUUUUUACGUAACGAAGCUUGGGAAGUAUAAUGUCAUACUUGGAAAACCCUGGCUAACAGAUCACAACCCAAUCGUCAAUUGGAGCACGAAUGUGGUCACUUUCAACUCUGAUCACUGCCGCAAAUACUGCAUGGAGAAAGGACAAUACCAACUUCCUGUUUCUGGAGCUCCCUCUUUGUCAAGUUCUGCAACCACGACUAUACUGCCACGCCCAUCAAUCCCCCGAAGAGUCGGCGCAGCCAUUCCACAUGCUGACCAAAACCGCGACGUCGACGUAUUCUCAUUAUCACUGUAUGAGAUCGACAAAAGGCUGGCUGAACUUGGGGUCAUCACAGAAGCCUCCACCUUCGUAGAACCUAAAACACGCCGACGGGUCCGAUUCGACUCUGCACUCACAGACAUGGACAAGAUGAACCGAGAGCUCCAGCUACAGGACGGAAUCACCUCCUUAACCCCAAGGACCAACAAACACAGGAACUCCGAGCUUCCCGGAAAAUAG